Messenger RNA from Sus scrofa (pig), 507 nucleotides. Lineage: Eukaryota; Metazoa; Chordata; Mammalia; Artiodactyla; Suidae. The record is from RefSeq and is a predicted model, not a curated record.
AUGAAGCUUCUGCUUUGGGCCUGCCUCAUGUAUGUUGCUUCUGCAAAGGAUCACAAAGACAUUCAUGGCCGUCGCUACCCAAUUAACCCAUCUCUGGAUAUUAUUUACCCCAUGCCAGAAAGUGAAUUCACCCCUCCUGUCUCUCCUCCAAGGAAGAAUCUCCCCCAUUACCCUGGGAAUCCUGACCCUGAUACAGGGAUCCCCCCUUACGCCUGGAUCCUCGGUGCUCCUGGAGCCCCCCUCUACCGCAUUCCUAAUUUUCCCAUGCCUUCUUGGUUGUCGCGUCAUCCUCCUCCUGGUGGGGCUUUCAGCCAUGUCCCUUCCUCCAGCAGAAGCAGGGGGCCUUUUCUCCCAGAUGAAAAGGUUAUACCUACCGCAGCUGAACUCUACAUAGCUAUGCCUCUUGCCCCUCCUACUACACCCCCACCCACUAUCCCAGACCUGGCUCUGCCUGCUGUGACUGAGCCUGAUGAAGCUGAACCUGCAGCUGCACCCCUGCGGCCCUAG